CGUGUGCCGUCGCCGUCGUUUGCACUAAUUAAACGCGUUUUAAACAAUAAGCUGCACAGCUUCAUUUCGCACAAGCGACAGCAACAACAAAAGCACACAUACACAAAUCAUGGCUGCUUCAAUGAGAGCGCUGCUGAAAGUACGAGAUGGCUUCACUGCCAGCGUACGUUGUGGCUCGCAGUACAACAAGACGCGUGGAAAUCUGAAACUGACUGGAGACUCCCGUGUUAUCUGCCAGGGCUUCACCGGCAAACAGGGAACGUUUCACAGCCAGCAGGCGCUGGAGUAUGGCACCAAGCUCGUUGGUGGCAUUUCGCCCAAAAAGGGCGGCACUCAGCAUUUGGGCCUGCCCGUCUUUGCCUCCGUUGCGGAAGCCAAAAAGGCAACGGAUCCCCAUGCCACGGUCAUCUAUGUGCCACCACCCGGCGCUGCCGCUGCCAUCAUGGAAGCCCUGGACGCUGAAAUUCCUCUGAUUGUGUGCAUCACGGAGGGUGUGCCACAGCACGACAUGGUCAAGGUGAAGCAUGCCCUGGUCAGCCAGGACAAGUCGCGCCUCGUCGGACCCAAUUGCCCCGGCAUCAUCGCACCCGAACAGUGCAAAAUUGGAAUUAUGCCCGGCCAUAUUCACAAGCGUGGCAAGAUUGGCGUCGUCUCCCGAUCGGGCACCCUCACCUAUGAGGCUGUGCACCAGACCACGGAGGUGGGUCUGGGCCAGACGCUGUGCGUCGGCAUUGGCGGAGAUCCGUUCAAUGGCACCGACUUCAUCGAUUGCCUCGAUGUGUUCCUCAAGGAUCCCGAAACGAAGGGCAUCAUCUUGAUUGGAGAGAUCGGUGGUGUGGCUGAGGAGAAGGCUGCUGACUACUUGACGGAGUUCAAUACGGGCAUCAAGGCCAAGCCGGUGGUCUCGUUCAUUGCUGGUGUUUCGGCUCCACCUGGACGUCGCAUGGGUCACGCCGGUGCCAUCAUCUCGGGCGGCAAGGGCGGUGCCAACGAUAAAAUUGCCGCUCUUGAAAAGGCCGGCGUCAUUGUUACCAGAAGUCCUGCCAAGAUGGGUUACGAGCUGUUCAAGGAGAUGAAGCGUCUGGAGCUAGUUUAGAUAAAUACAGAAGGAAAUCUAUCAACAACAAAUUGAACAAAACCACAUGUGACAAAGCCGAGGUACCACACGUACGACUCAGAUGAGUAAAAUAUGCAAAGCAGUAAAAAUUAUUAACUAAUUAAGCAAAAAGUGAGGAAAUGAACACA
This is a messenger RNA of Drosophila arizonae, 1245 nucleotides long. RefSeq names its product Succinyl-coenzyme A synthetase alpha subunit 1 (gene Scsalpha1). Gene Ontology annotation, molecular function: succinate-CoA ligase (GDP-forming) activity; succinate-CoA ligase (ADP-forming) activity. The record is from RefSeq and is a predicted model, not a curated record. Gene Ontology annotation, cellular component: succinate-CoA ligase complex (ADP-forming); mitochondrion. Lineage: Eukaryota; Metazoa; Arthropoda; Insecta; Diptera; Drosophilidae. Gene Ontology annotation, biological process: tricarboxylic acid cycle.